UGUCUGUCUGCCGCGAGCGACCAGAAGUUCCCAUAAAUAAAAAGGCUCCGACCCUUUUUUUUCCCCGAAAAAUCUGAUUUUUACCGUCACCGGCGGAAAGAUUCGAUCCCUGUGCUCCCAAUUAAAUUAUCAUUACGUACACAUAUACAUACAUAGAGAGAGAGAGCGAGAGACGAGUAUGUGAAAUCAUCGUUUCUGUCAAGUCUCGAGCUCCCCCCGAUGCGGAGCUGAGAGAGAGAGCUCAGUCCAGCGGCUGGCUGAAUCGGCGUCGUUUCGGAGCUCCCCGAGCUUCCAUAUAUCUGCUAGAUUUGCUGCUGCCUUCUUUCCCGUACUCCUCCGACAGCUGUGGCGUAUUCUGGCGGGGGCAGCGUCAUCAUCAUCGAAUCCCUAGGCGUGUACUUCGUCGCUGAAGUUGACUCCUUUUUUAUAUCGAUUGACUGAGCUGGUGCUUGGUCUUCGUGCUCCGAGCUUGGUUCUGCUGAUGGAAUCUUGGGAAAUUGCCCGACCAAAUUGGCAAUAACAGACUUAAUUCCAGUUUGACUGAAGGGGCAUUAUCCGUUGCGGGCUCUCGCCUGUAACCGUUGCUGCUUACAUUGCUGAUUGCCAGCUCGCUAUCAGGACUUGUUGCUCAGUAUUGACUGGUUGGAGCCUGCAUGUUCCAAGUAUGUUGGUGAUGGUUGGGUAGCUGGUAUCUGGUGUCACCGCUUUUUGCCAGGGGUAAUUCCUUGGAGCAUGGAGUUGCCUUAUUUUGUCCAUGUAGUCCGAGAAUACUUGAACAUAGAACUGUUCUAUCUUUAAGUCUAUAAGUUAGUGCUCUAGAUGCUUGAGGGUUCUACACAGGAGAAAAAUUAUUAAGUCAUUGUGCAUUUGUAUUCUUCUGUUCCAAACAAACCAGGGAUGCUACCAAAUUGGAAGAAACCUCAUAUCUGUCAGAAUUUCUUCUCCUCAGUGUACCGACCGUUUAUGUUCUUAGAAACAUCAGUAGCUAUACUUAGUGCUAGUGUUUCGCUGUAACAUAAAACCAUGGAGGAUGUCCCAGACAAAAAGUUUCCACUCUAUGGGAAGGACUAUAAACUGUAUGAGGAAGUUGGUGAAGGUGUCAGCGCCACUGUGUAUAGGGCUCUCUGCAUCCCCCUUAAUAUGAUAGUUGCAAUCAAGGUUCUGGAUCUGGAGAAGUGCAAUAAUGACCUGGAUGGUAUUCGAAGAGAGGUGCAGACAAUGUGCUUGAUUAAUCAUCCUAAUCUAUUACAAGCACACUGUUCUUUUACUUCAGGGCACAACCUCUGGGUUGUGAUGCCCUACAUGGCUGGAGGGUCUUGCCUUCACAUAAUGAAAUCUGCCUAUCCAGAAGGUUUUGAGGAGCCUGUAAUUGCCACUUUGUUGCGAGAGGUUCUAAAGGCACUUGUAUAUCUCCAUGCCCAAGGGCACAUUCAUAGAGAUGUAAAGGCUGGUAAUAUAUUGAUCGACUCCAAUGGUGCUGUCAAGUUAGCAGAUUUUGGAGUCUCAGCAUGCAUGUUUGAUACUGGAGAUAGGCAACGGUCAAGAAACACCUUUGUUGGAACCCCAUGCUGGAUGGCUCCAGAGGUUAUGCAACAAUUGCAUGGAUAUGACUUUAAGGCGGAUAUUUGGUCUUUCGGGAUAACGGCACUAGAACUUGCUCAUGGUCAUGCCCCGUUUUCCAAGUAUCCCCCAAUGAAAGUUCUGUUGAUGACCUUACAAAAUGCCCCUCCGGGCCUGGACUAUGAGAGAGACAAGAGAUUUUCGAAGGCUUUUAAAGAUUUGGUGGCCGCCUGUCUAGUGAAGGACCCAAAGAAACGUCCUACUUCUGAAAAACUUCUGAAGCAUGCUUUCUUUAAGCAUGCACGCUCCACCGACUAUCUAUCUCGUACCAUUCUUGAGGGCCUUGCUCCAUUGGGUGAGCGCUUUAGCAGGCUAAAGGAAAAAGAGGCAGCUCUUCUUGUCCAGAAUAAGGCUCUUUAUGAAGAUAAGGAGCAAUUAUCACAGCAAGAGUAUAUACGAGGAAUUAGCGAAUGGAAUUUCAACCUAGAGGAUCUGAAAAGACAGGCUGCCAUGAUUCAAGAUGAUGAUGUGCCACAUGCCGAAGAUUCUGGAGCAAGAAAGCAGGAGAAGGGUGAUAACGUUGGGUUUCAGGUAGAAAGAAGAUCCUCAGAUAGAACAGACGUCUCAAACGCUGCUUCCAGUAAAGAGGAUCCAGGGGAUGAUCUUCAUGAUUUGAAGAGUUCACUCGCUUCAUUUCCUAUCAAGCCACUCCAAGCACUCAAGGAUUGUUUUGAUGUUGGCGAGGAUAAUGUAACUGCAACUGAGGAGCAGCUUCCAUUGCAGUCUUCACCUGAGGGUGGCUCUGCACCACGUCAAUUAAUUUCUGAUCAUAAGAAGUUCUCGAGCGGUCCACUACCAGAAAAUGUGGCUGCUUCCAAGAAGAUUACUAGCGACUGUGAUAGGGAUCCUUUGCAACCAAAAUAUCCAUCUGAGCGGAAUUAUAGUGGUCCCCUGUCGUAUCGCCAGAGAAGGGAUGUGAAUAAUUUUUUGGCAGCAGAUGAUACGUCAGAGGGGCCAGUUGUCCAAAGAAAAGGACGCUUUAAGGUUAUCUCAGCCGACCACAGUCCUAAGGGUCCUAUGAACUGCCUCUUUGGCCCUGCAACUGGCGGCUCUUCUUGUCUUAUAAACCCUAAUCUGGUUGCUUCAUCACUUCUGCCAUCACUGCAAUGCAUAUUGCAGCAGAACGCCUUUCAAAGGGAGGAGAUCAUCAAACUUAUCAAGAGCGUCGAGCAAUUUUCUGGCAAGCCCGGAGAAGCUGCUGAGGCCAGUGCAAUUGAGCUGAUGCAGGCAUCACCUGCUUCUCCGAGGGAGAGAGAGCUACAGUCCCUAGUGCUUCAGCUGCAACAGAGCGUUACCACUCUUAUCGAGGAAUUGCAGAAACAGAAAAUGAAAAAUUCCAAGUUGGAGAAGCAACUGAAGUCAUUGGCAAGCCAACAAGAGGAUCGCGUAGGAUAGGAUAGGAGAGGCCAGGGAAGGAGGAAGCACAGAGGAUGAUUUUCGGCAUUCCCCGACGAUCUGCUUUUCUUCCUGUCAAGUGCUCACGUUUUGUUUCGAUGUAGAAAAGAAAGGCAGUUGCAGCUGAAGCAUUGGAGGCUUCAUCUGGAAAACAAAACAUCAAGAAGAAGAAUAAGAAGAAGAAGAAGAAAGAAAAAUAAAUGAGUGAUGAUGAUGAAGAAGAAGAGGCAAUACGGGGUGGGAGGGAGGGAAUCAGAUUGGUUUUAUGUGUUCUUGUACCAUUUUGUGUGAUAGUUCGAUAUAUAUACAAAGGCGUGCCACUCGAAAAUUUUGAGGUGUCAUUCGAUCAUCGAGUGUCGACAUAUAUAUAUAUAUAAUGUAUUAUUAACUUUGUAACUUAUUGACCGUGAUGCACUUGCGAGCCAUACUCCUCACCAUCAGAGUCGAUAUUCGUCA
Messenger RNA from Punica granatum (pomegranate), 3471 nucleotides. The record is from RefSeq and is a predicted model, not a curated record. Lineage: Eukaryota; Viridiplantae; Streptophyta; Magnoliopsida; Myrtales; Lythraceae.